Molecule: messenger RNA, 1839 nt
Organism: Cynara cardunculus var. scolymus (artichoke)
Lineage: Eukaryota; Viridiplantae; Streptophyta; Magnoliopsida; Asterales; Asteraceae
Product: cytochrome P450 86A22
Exons: 1
Coding region: 1-1590 (529 amino acids)
Molecular function (GO): oxidoreductase activity, acting on paired donors, with incorporation or reduction of molecular oxygen; monooxygenase activity; iron ion binding
Source: RefSeq, a predicted model, not a curated record
AUGGAUUCGUCUACAGGAUGGCUGAUUGCAUCAGUUAUUGUAGCGUACUUGAUUUGGUUCAAAUCAAUCGCACGGUCAUUAACAGGUCCACGCGUAUGGCCUCUAUUGGGUAGCUUACCAGGCUUAAUCCAGAAUGCUAAUCGCAUGCAUGAUUGGAUCGCCGACAAUCUGCGCACGCGUGGUGGCACGUACCAAACCUGCAUCUCUCCCCUCCCCUUUUUAGCACGAAAGCAAGGUCUCGUGACUGUCACGUGCGAUCCCAAAAACCUUGAGCACAUACUCAAGGCUAAAUUCGACAAUUACCCAAAGGGCCCCACGUGGCAAUCGGUGUUUCAUGAUCUGCUUGGUGAAGGGAUCUUUAAUUCUGAUGGUGACACGUGGCUAUUCCAGCGUAAGACUGCUGCACUGGAAUUCACCACUCGAACUCUCCGACAAGCCAUGGCUCGUUGGGUGAGCCGAGCUAUCAAGCUUAGGUUUUGUCCCAUCCUUAAAACGGCGCAGCUUGAAGGUAAGCCGGUUGAUCUUCAAGACCUUUUACUUCGGCUCACUUUCGACAACAUAUGCGGCUUGGCUUUCGGGAAAGACCCACAAACUUUAUCCCCUGGUUUGCCUGAAAAUAGCUUCGCGUCGGCUUUUGACCGAGCCACUGAAGCCACCUUACAACGUUUUAUUCUGCCUGAAAGUAUAUGGAAGCUGAAAAAAUGGCUUAGGCUUGGGAUGGAGGUUGACUUGAGCAAAAGUUUAGGCCACGUGGAUGAGUAUUUGACAGCUGUCAUCAAUACACGAAAGCUUGAGUUGCUUAAUAAGGUCGAUGGUGGAACCCCACAUGAUGACUUACUCUCUCGUUUCAUGAAGAAAAAAGAAGCUUACUCAGAUACGUUCCUACGACACGUGGCACUCAACUUCAUCUUAGCUGGACGUGACACGUCAUCAGUGGCGCUGAGCUGGUUCUUUUGGCUUGUAAUAAAAAACCCCAGGGUUGAAAUGAAAAUUCUAACAGAAAUUUGUACAGUUUUAAAAGAGACACGUGGCAGUGACACGUGUAAAUGGCUAGAGGAACCUUUAAUCUUCGAAGAAGUUGACCAAUUGACGUAUCUCAAAGCAGCAUUAUCGGAAACACUCCGGCUAUACCCAUCGGUACCGGAGGACUCCAAGCACGUCGCCGCCGAUGACGUCCUACCCGAUGGCACGGUGGUUCCGGCCGGUUCUGCCAUCACUUAUUCAAUUUACUCAACCGGGCGGAUGAAAUUUAUUUGGGGAGAAGACGUACUUGAAUUCCGGCCGGAGAGGUGGUUAUCCGGCGACGGAAAAAAGUUCGAGAUCAAGGAUCAAUUCCGAUUCGUCUCUUUCAACGCCGGUCCCAGAAUCUGUCUAGGAAAGGACUUGGCUUACUUGCAAAUGAAGUCGAUAGCGGCGGCGGUGCUGCUUCGCCACCGCCUCACGGUGGUGGCCGGCCACCGUGUGGAGCAAAAGAUGUCCUUAACUCUGUUUAUGAAAUAUGGUCUUAUGGUGGACCUGCACCCACGGGAUUUGGAACCCAUAGUGGAAAAAAUCGGUUGCACGGGAAUGGCACGUGAUGGGGAUUGCUAAAUGUUAAGUGUGAAUAUAUGAGAUUUAUUAAAGUAGACUGUUAUUUUACUUUGUGGUUUAUCACAGACGGUCAUUUUACCAAACGAUGAAAAGCAAAAAGUUUCACAGACUGGACUGUGACCGUUACCUGAUUGCCAGAAAGAUUUCACAAGUUGUUACCUUUUUUUUUUUUUUUUUUUUCCUUUUUAUUGGAAUAAAUAAUCCACACAUGUAAUGAAUAUAUAUAUUUCUUCUAUUUAAAUGAAGGGG